This is a messenger RNA of Dreissena polymorpha, 4931 nucleotides long. Its product is annotated as katanin p60 ATPase-containing subunit A-like 2. Lineage: Eukaryota; Metazoa; Mollusca; Bivalvia; Myida; Dreissenidae. The coding region runs from base 67 to 1860 and encodes 597 amino acids. The transcript has 18 exons. Gene Ontology annotation, molecular function: ATP hydrolysis activity; protein binding; ATP binding. The record is from RefSeq and is a predicted model, not a curated record.
GAGUUCCGUUGACAAUAUCCGCCAUUUUGUUGUAUAUCAUCGCGACAGAAAAUGCCAACAUAAAAAAUGACGGAAUUAAGUUAUCAAGCGAUUCGCACUGCUAAUCAAGCGAGAGAAGCUGAUGAAAUAAAAACAGAAACCAGAAAGAAGAACAUCCUGAUUUUGGUGUUAAACUACCUCAAUGAAGAAGGGUACCUGGACUCGGCUGCAGCCCUCGGUAGGGAGACUAAUAUCGAUGUCACAAAGUUCGAGGUGUGCGACAACAUCGACCUGGACACCAUCGUCAUGGAAUAUGAGUCCUACUACUAUGUCAAGUUCGCCAAAUAUCCUAAAAUAUGCAAGAAACUUACACAGAGCGGGCUAACUGACAACCCCUUCAAGCUUUCUCUAACUACAAAAGGCAUACCAAAAAGUGAUAGAAGAAAUAAGAUGAGUCGAGCAAACAGCAUGCGUCUUUCUGGGUCAAGCAGUGCUCAUUACUUGAGCCAAAAGAACCAGACUCCUUCAUUACCCAGAAUUCCACAGAAUGGACGGGCCCCUAGCCCACCGCAGAGCUCGAAUAGACCCAAGUCCGGGAACCAGAUGAACGGUCGACAGAGAACGGUACAAUCGUCAACCCGUCGGCCCAAUGAAACACUAACCCAUUCCAAAUCAACACCAAGCAUUAUGAAUGGGGUGCCCAAUGGGGACACCUCAGGACUGGCCCUUCAGGGCCUAACAGUGCAAGGAAACAGCACCCAUGAUAACAAACCUGUGGAGCCCCCGCCAGAAAGGCUUCCACGGGGAAAGCCCGGACAGAUUAUCGACAUCCGUGCCAUGUUGAAUGAUGCCACCAAGCUGAAUGUAGAGGAGGGUUCAAACGAGUUCACAAACGUUGGACAAGUACAUACAGACAAGCUGUUGAAGCCUCUAGGUGGAUAUGUUGGAUACAAUGCUGAAUGGAGAGAACUCGCUCAAAAUAUAAGCAGGGAUAUUUACUCACAAAACCCCAAUGUUAAAUGGGACAGUAUUAUUGGUCUAGAUGAAGCAAAGAGGUUAGCCAAAGAGGCAGUUGUAUAUCCAAUAAAGUAUCCGCAGCUGUUUAAAGGGAUAUUAAGUCCAUGGAAGGGGUUGUUAUUGUAUGGACCACCAGGAACUGGCAAGACCUUGUUGGCAAAGGCGAUAGCGACAGAAUGUGGUACAACGUUCUUCAAUAUCUCUGCAUCAAGCAUUGUCAGUAAAUGGAGAGGCGAUUCUGAAAAACUAGUCAGGGUAUUAUUUGAGAUGGCAAGGUUUUACGCUCCUUCCACGAUAUUUCUGGACGAGUUGGAAGCCAUCAUGAGCCAGAGGGGCUCUACAGGUGGAGGUGAACAUGAAGGGAGUCGCAGAAUGAAGACAGAAUUGUUAGUACAGAUGGACGGGUUGGCAAAAACAGAUGACCUGGUCUUCCUACUAGCUGCCUCAAACUUGCCAUGGGAAUUGGACCAUGCGAUGUUACGACGUCUGGAGAAGAGAAUUCUAGUGGACCUGCCCACGUUUGAUGCACGCAAGGCCAUGUUCAAGCACCACCUACCCCGUGUUGUCAACCCCAGCGAGGGCGGUCUGGAGCUGCUAUCAGAUCUCGACUAUGACCUUCUUGCACUGAAAACCGAGGGCUAUUCAGGGUCAGAUAUCCAGUUGGUGUGUAAAGAGGCAGCCAUGAGACCAGUCAGAAAAAUAUUUGAUGCCCUCGAAAACCACUCAGAAGGCCGAGAACUUCACAUAAGAUUGGACACUAUUAUUACAACAGAUGUCUUAAAGGCACUUGAGCGAACAAAGCCUUCUGGGAAGCAAAUGAAGGACAAAUAUAUAGCCUGGCAGCGGGAAUACGAGUCUGUCUGAUGUGUCUAGAUAACAAAAACUUGUGAGAUUUCAACAUUCCGUCCACUGAAUAUUUUUGUCUGUGAUAGAGGAUUGAGGUCUAUAAGACAUGUGCUGAUGUUCUUUUUUUUGUUAACUCUUUCAGUACUGGAACCGAAUUUUGAAGGCCUUUGCAAACAUUUUGGAUCCAGAUGAGACGCCACAGAACGUGGCGUCUCAUCAGGAUCCAAACUGCUAACUAUUCUUAUAGUAUUCUUUGAAAAAAAUCGAAGAAAAUGCUAAUUUUAGAAAUUCAGCAGAUGACAUUUUAGCAGAUGACAAAUUUCCCAGCAUACAAAGGGUUAAAGCCUGAUUUUAAGAGGGCAUUAAUGCUACAUGUACAUAUAGGAUAGCUCUCCAGUCAUAACCAUUUCAGUUACAAAACUGUUCAUUUAAACAAACUUGUACAAAUUAUUGGUUUUGAUGCAAGCAUAUAAAAUUAAGUUUAUGACUUGAAAUUAAUGAAAGCAAUUAAAAACUCAUCUUGUAUUUUAUAAGUACAACAUUUUAUUGAGUAUUUGUUUUUAGUACUUUGCAUAUACAUGUUUAUCUUUGUUGUUCCCAAAGGUUACUGCUUAUUGUCAUGUGUUUUAAAAUUUCUGUGCAUUACAUUAUAUUAUACUGAAAUUAAAUUACAUUUUAAUAGGAUAUUAAAUUUUGGUCAGUACCAGCACAAUGUGCUACCAGUUUAUUCUGUGAAAACACAAUUGUCAGUUUUAAUAUAAGAUAUGUUGUUUACAAUUGCUUGACAGAUUGUCAAUAAAGCUAGUAAGAUGUAGAUUACUAAGCUAUUUGAGAAAUAAGUUUGUUUUGUUGUUUGAUACAUGUCUGUAAAUGGACCAGUUCAACAGAUGUUUUUAUGAAUUUGAAAAAAAGCUUUGUAUUUUGUGGUUGUUUUAACUGUGAUAAAGUAUUUUUGUUUACAUAGUUAUAUUUUUAAACAAUGUUGCAAUGUUUUUUUACGCAGUUGCAAUGAAAAAUAUAACAUAUAUAGUAAUACCGGUAUAUUUAUAUUGAUUGUAGUACUCCAAAUCAAAAAUAUUAUUAAAGGGGGGUCUAUGUAACACUUGCAAAUAUUUUUUUUUAAUGCAAGUUACCCUUUGUCUUUUAUAUACAGGACAGAGCAUGAAACUCAAACACUACUAAAGCUUGUGCCACCACCUUGGAAUGGUAAUGGAAAGCAUUGGGGUUUUAAAUGCUAACUGAACCUCAACCGUAGCCCAGAAAGAGUCACAAAAUGAGCAUGUGUCUCUGGCAGAGGCUUUAAUUAGUAGUGCCACAUUACAUUGCUUAUUGUAUGUGCUAAAUGUUUAUUAAUAAUAUUUAAAAUGUAUAUGUUUGAACCGGCUAACUAAAUAAAAGUUUGAGUUGGUUAACCCUUUAAGUGCUGGAACCGAAUUGUGAAGGCCUUUGCAAACAGUUUGGAUACAGAUGAGACGCCACAGAACGUGGUGUCUCAUCAGGAUCCAAACUGUUUGCUAUUCUGAUAGUAUUCUUUGAAAAAAAUCGAAGAAAAAGCUAAUUUUAGAAAUUCAGCAGACGACAUUUUAGCAGACGACAAAUUUCCCAGCAUGCAAAGGGUUAACGGACGGCUGUGAUAUGACUGAAAUACUGUUGAAAUAGAUGCAAAACCAAACAAAAACAAUAAAUAUUUAUAACAAAUAUUUUUUAAUAGAUCAGUAUUAGUCUUUAACAUUUUCAAUUACUGGUACAUAUGCAGACAUGUUUAAAUACUUCAAAUCUAUUUUUGUCUGCACAUGUAGUACCUUAUAAUAGCAAAAACUGUUUACCGGUAAACGCUUUUGUGAAGUGUUUGAUAUUUAAAGAGAAACAUAAUAGUGCCUGUGUGUUUAUGUUUUCAGUGAAACUACAAAUAAUUACACUUGUAUUUUGUUUUUAGCUGACCUGAGCACAAAGUGCUAAAGUUGAGCUAUUUUGAUCAACCUAUGUCAUUCAUCAUGUGUCACAACUUUUAGCUUCAUAACCACUCUAGAGGCCAUAUUUUUCAUGCAAUCAUUGUACGAUAUCUAGGCCAAAUAUGACUCUUGGUCACUUCCAUUUUAAAAGGUCAACAAUCUUCUUUAUUACUCUUGAGCCCACAUUUAUGACUCAAUCUUAAUAAAAUUAUUUCAGAAUGCUAAAUUUUAAGAUAUCGGUCCAGUUUGUAUCUGGGUCACGUGUCAAAAAAUUACGUCACUGGGUAAAAUCUUAGAAAAACCUAUAUACCACUCAAAAAAUAGGCUUUGUUGGCAUUAGGGAAAUGUGUGUCCAAAAACUUGAUCACCAUGAUAAAUCUAAUUAUGACUCAACCUGUUUGAAAAUUUGUCAGAAUAUGUACCGUGUAUCUGGAAAAUAUAUAUGCCUAGUUUAAAUCUGGGUCUUUUGGUGUCAAAACCUAUAGGUCACCAGGCCAAGUCUUAAAGAGUUGGUGUAGUUUGAACUCAUGUGGGCCAUCAGGGUUCUCCUAUCUUUCUGUGUGCAUUAUUUGCCUUCAAAGUUUAUGCAAUCUGCUGUAAAAAGGGGCAUGACUUCUAUUGAUUUAAAUGUUAUUAAUAAUUUGAGUGGAUUUUUUUCAGUCUGUACAAAAAAUAUGCACCCUAGUGAUUACUGCUUACACAAAUAACAUUUAAUUUAUUUAUGCUAAAUUAUUAUAUUUUAUGUAUAUUGAUGUUGUUCAUGUUGCACUUUAAGUCAUGUUGGGCAAUGAUUUUGUAAAAUUUGCACUGCCGUUAAUUGCUUUGCAGGAAAUUUAUGCAUUCAUAAAUCUCCAAUUUAUCAGGCCUCUAGAGUAACUAUCUUUCUGUAUGAUGCAAGUUUUUUUAAAUAGUGAAUUUCUGUUUUCAAAAUGCAGACAGAAUUGUUUAAUUUGAUUGGUAUUUAAAUUUAAAAUAAAAAUCAACCAUUAGCUAGUGUUGUUCUUUUUCCAUUUUGAUAGCGUUUUCAACAAGCAAUUCAGCUAGUUUUUUUAUGAAAUAUGUUAAUAGGUUUGGUUACCCAUUUAGUGUUACAUAUUGAUGUAUAUCAAAUAGUUGUUAAUGACUGAAAUGAGCGUA